GUACGCGCAGCGCCAGUCAUACCAUCGAAGGAUGCGAGGAAAGGGCCAGCGCCUGCACACUUUGACAUGGUGCUUGUGAUUGAGGAUGAGGACCGGUACACUGGGGAGGGAAUGUCAGGUCUGCGCGUUGGUGAAGUGAUGGUGAUUUUCGACCUCCCGUCACAUUUCGGUCAUUUUCCCCACCCCCUUGCGUACAUCCAUUGGUUCCGGCCACUU
Suillus subalutaceus is the source of this 216-nucleotide messenger RNA. RefSeq lists its product as uncharacterized. The record is from RefSeq and is a predicted model, not a curated record. Lineage: Eukaryota; Fungi; Basidiomycota; Agaricomycetes; Boletales; Suillaceae. The transcript has 2 exons. The annotation marks the transcript as partial.